AAAAUAGUUUCGUCAUCAUUUUAACCAGCUAAUUUGGACUGGAAUCCGGUCAUGGAAGCUUCUGACUUCAUUGCUAGCUAGAAGAAGAAUCAAGCUCUGGAGUAACUGAUGGGAGAUAGCAUGGUGGAUCAGAGCAGUCCUAUGCGGGUGUUGGUGACUGGGGGGACUGGUCUGGUGGGUAGGGCCAUAGAACAUGUUGUCAAAGAAGAGGGAGGAGCGCGGGAGGGAGAGGAGUGGAUCUUCCUCUCCUCUAAGGAUGCAAAUCUCAUGGACAUGGGUGAGACGCAGGCUGUGUUUUUGAAGCACCAGCCCACCCACGUCAUCCACCUGGCAGCCAUGGUGGGAGGGCUCUUCAAGAACAUGAGGGCCAACCUAGACUUCUGGAGGAACAACAUCUACAUCAAUGACAAUGUCCUGCAGGCAGCCCACGAGGUGGAUGCUGUCAGGGUGGUCUCCUGUCUCUCCACCUGCAUUUUCCCUGAUAAGACCACCUAUCCCAUCAAUGAGACCAUGAUCCACAACGGCCCUCCUCACGAGUCUAACUUUGGCUACUCCUAUGCUAAGAGAAUGAUCGAUGUCCACAAUAGGGCGUAUCACCAGCAGCGUGGGCGAUGCUACACAGCAGUGAUACCGACCAAUGUGUUUGGCCCCCAUGAUAACUUCAACAUUGAGGAUGGACAUGUACUUCCAGGCCUCAUACACAAAGCCUACAUUGCUCAGAAGGAGGGUAGUCCAUUGGUGGUGUGGGGCUCAGGAACUCCCAGAAGGCAGUUCAUUUACUCAUUGGAUCUGGCUCGUCUCUUCCUCUGGGUGCUGAGAGAGUACCCUGAGGUGGACCCCAUCAUACUGUCUGUUGGUGAGGAGGAGGAGGUGUCCAUUAAGGAGGCAGCAGAGGGUGUUGUCGAGGCACUGGGGUUCAAAGGUCAAGUGACUUAUGACAGAACUAAAGCAGACGGUCAGUUCAAGAAGACAGCCAGCAACGCCAAGCUGCUGCGGUACCGCCCCAACUUCACCUUUACCCCCUUCAAACAAGCCUUGAAGGAGACAUGUGAUUGGUUCGUGGCCAAUUACGACACCGCCCGCAAGUGAAGAUUCCUCAAAUCAGAUUGGCUGUUAGGAAACCAGUCCCAGGAAGAGGGGACUGUGAUGGAGGGGUCAGGAGGAGUGGAGCUGAAGGUUCUAGAACUGACAAAGAACUUAGGACUUAGAGCGUACAUGAAGAACAUUAUCUGCCAUUAAAUGAAGUUCUGUUAGACUGAUGUAAUGUGGUCCUGAUCAUGUUGCUGAGAUUCCAUGAAGAAUGUGUAGAGUGUAGGCUGGGCUAAUCACUCUGUUUUAACACUCAAACAGCAUCCUGUUCAUAUAUCAGUUGUACUCAAACUAUUUGAGAAGGUGGCAAAGGUCUGGAUGGCCAUGUCUAUACCAUAUGACUAGAGUGGGUAUAAUGGACUUAAACUAGUUCUUUGUCCAUGGGAUUUCUUCUAUGUCCACCCAAUAUGGCAACAAAAUAGAAUUUUCCACAAAUAAAUAGUUGUGCUGCCAUUUUGAGUGGGUUGUUCACUACUCAAUUUGUCUGCUGUAUCAUAUAGAAUACCAGGGGUUUUUGGAUAUGUUCUUUUAUAACUGUCUUUACUAAAUACAACUGUGCAAUAUGUACAUGAGUGGUGGGCUGAGAAAAUAAAUCAAUGUUUAUUUUAA
Molecule: messenger RNA, 1698 nt
Organism: Oncorhynchus nerka (sockeye salmon)
Lineage: Eukaryota; Metazoa; Chordata; Actinopteri; Salmoniformes; Salmonidae
Product: GDP-L-fucose synthase-like
Exons: 10
Coding region: 109-1089 (326 amino acids)
Biological process (GO): nucleotide-sugar biosynthetic process
Molecular function (GO): GDP-L-fucose synthase activity
Source: RefSeq, a predicted model, not a curated record